Messenger RNA from Gambusia affinis (western mosquitofish), 3493 nucleotides. RefSeq names its product protein only RNase P catalytic subunit. Gene Ontology annotation, molecular function: ribonuclease P activity; protein binding. Bases 1633 to 3414 code for a protein of 593 amino acids. Lineage: Eukaryota; Metazoa; Chordata; Actinopteri; Cyprinodontiformes; Poeciliidae. The record is from RefSeq and is a predicted model, not a curated record. The transcript is spliced from 10 exons. Gene Ontology annotation, biological process: tRNA 5'-leader removal; mitochondrial tRNA 5'-end processing. Gene Ontology annotation, cellular component: mitochondrial ribonuclease P complex; mitochondrion.
UUCAGCUCUACAAGUUGAGAUGGGUGAGAUGCCGUUGGAGCUCAGAAGGAAACAAUUAGCCAUAACUUACUGGGCAAAUAUUAAAGGACAUAAAGAAAGUUAUCCUCCAUAUAUUAUGUUACAACCUUGUCAAGAAAAAGAAAAAAAGCAAAUAAAUAGUUUUGGAUGGUUUAUAAAAAAUGAAAUAAGAGAGAUAGGAUUAAAUCUUAGUUUAAUUAGUCCUGUGAUUGUUAUUCCUGUUAUUCCACCAUGGAUAAUUGGACAGGCUGAAGUUGAUUUAAGCUUACUGGAAAAAGGAAAAAAAUUAGAAAAGAAAGAGGUGGAAAGUUAUAUUGGAAAUGAAUAUGCGGAAUAUAUACAAAUAUAUACAGAUGCCUCUAAAAUGUCAAAUAAUAAUAUAGGAAUAGCUUUUAUAAUUCCGGAAUUAGAUAUUAUGAGAAAUAAAAGAAUAACAGACAAAUUGACAGUAUAUACAGGUGAACUAAUGGCUAUUUUAAUGGCUCUAGAAUGGGUUGAGGAAACAAGAGAGAGAGCGGUUGUAAUCUGUUCAGAUUCAAGUAGUGCAUAAGCAAGUAUUGUAGAACAAAAUUCAGAAUCAAGGCAAGAUAUUAUAGUUGAUAUUAAUCAGUUAAUGUUUAGAAUUAAAAGUUAUGGAUCUCUGGUCAAAUUAGUUUGGGUUCCUGCUCAUAUUGGAGUAAUAGGAAAUGAGUUGGCAGAUAGUUUUGCUAAGAAUGCAGCAAAAAGUGUAUUGUUGAUUUAAAUAUUAAAAUGAGUAAAAAUGAGGUUAAAAAUAUUAGUAAAAUGUAUAUUAAGAAUAAAUGGCAGGAACAGUGGGAUAAAGGAAGCAAUGCCAGAUUUUAUUAUAGCAUCCAAAGAAAAGUUGGAGAAUUUAGGAAAUGUAACAGGAAUAAAAAAGAAGAAGAUAUUAUAUCUAGAUUAAGGUUUGGACAUACAGGUUUAAACAGUACUCUUAAAAUAAUUAAUAAACAUGAUACAGGUUUCUGUAGUUAUUGUGGGAAAUUAGAAACAAUACAACAUUUUUUUUUAGAAUGUAGUAAGUAUGUUCGAGAAAGGGAGGAGUUAAUUAGAAAUUUAAAUAGGAAUAAAAAUAAAUUAGAUAUUAGAAGUUUGCUUCAAAGAUCAUCGGGGGAUGUAGUUUUUAAUAGUAUUUUUAAUUUUCUAAGAAGAACAGGUAUUAUGGGAAGAUUAUAGUGAUUUUACAUCUGAUCCAUACUCCAGUCUAGAAGGUGGCGGUAAUGCACCUAAAAGUUGUUUGCCAACCGCCAUAAAAAAACAAGAAGAAGAAGAAGAAGAAGACGCAGUAACCGUGCGUCCUGGAACUCAUGCCUUCAAUUGGAAACAACCGGAAAUUAUUUAGUCCUAGUUUUGUGGACAUUGGUUGCCGUGAGUUAUAAUUAUGAGCAAUUAAGCCAGUAAAAGUUUUUUUUUAAGUACCGUUGAUAUUUUAAAGGAAAUGUCGGCUCGUAAGUGGUAGUUUGAUCAAGAAUGACCUAUACAGAAUGGCCAGUUUGUAUAGAAAAUAAUACUUUAACAUUUUUAUUUUAAAACAUAGACAAAGGAUCACUGCUGCUUCAUCUACAUGUGAAUAUUUGAAGAGUUACACAUUCAAGAAUGGGUUCUACCAUGUUAUUAAAAUUCAGAAUCUGUUUUAUGUCACCACAACUAACUUCCACUGCACGCUUUCUAUGCACAAGAGAUAUUAAGCCAAACUUGGGAGGAAGACAGAUAGACAGAAAGAACAGUGGACAAACUAGAAUAGCAAACAAAACUUUCAGACAUGGCACAGAGGAUGUAAAAACUAAGAAAUCCAGCAUGCUGCUGCAGACCUCUUUUCCCAAAUCUGUUUUUGCUGCCGGGACAGCAAAGAGGACAGCAGAACUGAUGAAGAGGAAGGCACCAGCAGUCUCUGAGGAAGAGGAACAACAUGAAGAGGAGCAGGAACGCAGGACGGGAAAGUGUCAACCUCCUGAACGGCCUCUGCUUCCUGCUGAGUGGAAAGACCUGAAGGAAUCUCUGGGAAACCGGGAACGUUUUGACAUCCAGAUGAUGAACACCUUAUUCACUUCUGGAUCAGAGCUGAACAUAGCAAAGUCCUUGCUGACUUUUGUGGCGAUGGAAAAGGGCACGCUGUCCUAUGAGCUGCUGCUACGCUACCUGACACUGUGUGUGAAAGGUGGACACGACGAUGAGGUGUUUGACAUCUACAAAAUCAUGCGUGGAAGUUUCCCUUCACUCGACACGGGGGCUUCCUCCCUUUUUAUUAAAUCCUUUAGCCGUACUGCGAGGUGGAGGGAAGCAGUUGAGAUCCUGCAGGAGAUCAAGCAGGUUUUUACACCAUCACCGCGUAACUAUAGUGACGUUAUUGCAGCAGCAGUUCAUCACAGAGAUGCAACUACUGCCUGGGGUUUAUACGAUGAGCUUAUUGAAAAGGGACUGAGUCCUCAUCAGGAGACCUGGGAUGCACUUUUUACAGGCGUGAAAGAGAGUGAGAGGGAAAAAGAAAUGGGAGCCAUGACUGAGUCAGAGCAGCAUGAGAGGCUGCUGGGAGUUCUGGUGUACAUGAGGAACAACCAGAUCUAUCCCCAGCAGAAUGUUGCAAACACAAUAAAGAGCUGGUUUGAGAGUCUCAAUGGACAGAAAUGGACUGCAGCCUGGAGCACUGCCACCCCAAAAGGUGUGUGUAGGUGUUGUGGGUCAGACCUGGAGUCUAUCCAACUGAGUGCUGAGGAGUAUCAGGAGCUGAAGGACAGAGUCAUGACCAAUGUCAUUCAGGGGCGAGAUGUAUUCAACAAAACCACUCCUGAGGAGUUGGAGAGCUUUAAAGCGUUUGUGAAGAGGAAGCCAGCGUUUGAUGUGGUCAUAGACGGCCUGAAUGUUGCAAACAUCAACAAAGAUAAAACCAAGCAGUCAGAGACGCUGUUGGCAGUGGUGUUGGAGCUUGAGCGCCAGGCCUUCAACAUCCUGGUGCUGGGGAGGAAACACAUGUUGAGGCCCUCCAAAUCCUGGGACAGACUCAACAUGAACCUCAUCCAGCAGAAAGCGCAUUGCUUCUUUACUGAAAACAUAUCCGAGGACGACCCGUUCCUGCUGUAUGCCACUUUGCAUUCUGGGAACCAUUGUCGGUUCGUGAGCAGGGACCUGAUGAGGGACCACAAAGCCUGCCUGCCAGAUGGGGUAACUAGGCGGCUCUUCUUCAAGUGGCAGAGGGGCCAUCAGCUAGUGGUGAAUGGGUAUGUCGCCACUGGCAGGAGGGUGAAAUUUCUGGGUAUUCCCUGCUUUGACACCAUUGUCCAGACUACAGGAGAUACCUGGCAUGUUCCCUAUGAUGACACUGGGGACAGAAGCACAUAUGAAGUGCCACAACGGUGGCUGUGUCUCACCAAAAAACACUGAAUUUUUUUUUUAAAGAUAUGUAAAGAAAAAAAAAACAUGUUUUCAUUUGUAGUCUUGUGAAUAAAACUCUUAAAUCUCA